This is a messenger RNA of Durio zibethinus, 1262 nucleotides long. RefSeq names its product transcription factor MYB36-like. NCBI's taxonomy places the organism in Eukaryota, Viridiplantae, Streptophyta, Magnoliopsida, Malvales, Malvaceae. The record is from RefSeq and is a predicted model, not a curated record.
UUUCCCCGUUUUUCCCAAGUAGCUUUUCCUUUGCUUUGAAGAAAGAAAAAGAAGAAAAGAGGAAAACGUACGGACAACAUGGGUCGAGCUCCUUGCUGUGACAAAGCCAACGUGAAGAAAGGACCAUGGUCACCUGAAGAAGAUGCUAAGCUCAAGGCUUAUAUCGAGAAGUAUGGCACUGGAGGCAAUUGGAUUGCUCUUCCUCAGAAAAUUGGCCUUAAGAGAUGUGGAAAGAGUUGCAGGCUCAGAUGGCUUAAUUAUUUGAGACCAAACAUCAAGCAUGGUGGAUUCUCCGAAGAAGAAGACAACAUCAUCUGCAGCCUCUAUAUAAGUAUUGGAAGCAGGUGGUCUAUAAUUGCAGCACAACUGCCUGGUAGAACAGAUAAUGAUAUCAAAAACUACUGGAACACCAAACUGAAGAAGAAACUACUUGGGAGGCGCAAACAAUCUAACAUCAAUAGGUUGUCGUCCUCGAAUCAGGACCCUAAUGUUCAGUUCAAAGGGGCAGAUGAUAAUCAAUUCUCACAGGGUUUGAGCAACUCGGCCUUAGAACGACUACAACUCCAUAUGCAGCUCCAAGGUCUUCAGAAUCCUUUCUCUUUCUACGACAACCCUGCUCUAUGGCCUAAGAUUCAUCCCUUGCAAGAAAAGAUGAUCCAAAGCAUCCAGACCUCGAAUGGAAGCCCUAACCUUCUUAUACAACCUCUCCUGCCAAACCCUCAACCUGCAAAUGAACAAAGCGUUGAUGAUUUAUAUGACCAACCUGCUACAGCUUCUCUGACACAAGAUCAGCAAGAUUAUCCAAAAAACAGCAAAGCCAAAGGACUUGAAUUGGAUAAUUCUUUGGAUGGAAUAUCUCCAUCAAAUGAAUCAGUUCCCUUUGGCACUGGACAAAAUUUGAAGGACUCGGCAACUGUGCCUAACGCAGAUGGAAAUAUAGCACAAUCAAUUAAUGCAGCUGUUCAACCAGUUUCGAACUUCCAGUUCCAGACCGAGCUGGAUGAGUUUCUUAAUAACAAAACAGCUAGUUAUGCACCACAGGAAUACCAAAUGGCUGAUCAAUUCGAUUGCUUCAAGGAGAUGAAUGGUUCAAAGGACAGUUUGAUUUGGUGGUCUAGUGACUUUGAUGGAAAAUCAGCAUCUUCCAAUUCUUGGGAUUCAACUUCUGUUCUUCAAUCCAAUGGAAUAUUUCAAGAUUAUGAAUUAGGUUACAAUAUGUAGGGAGUGAGAAAGAUAAAAGCAAAAAAAAAAGAAAAGUAGGG